UAUCACGAAAACCAUCACUGCCUUGAUACUUUCUCUAGUUCAUUCUCGCUGGUCGAGUCACCUACAUUGUUAUCCCCCUUUUUGGACUAAUUUCCUCGCCGAACACUUUAGUAUACUCGGGACAUAUCCCCCACCAUGGCAGCCAUCGUUCCGCUCAACACUCCUCUUCAGAUCUGGGGCCAGGAAGAUCAAGUACCCCCUCUCAAUAACGUGGGAGGUGCCGUCUGGUACAGACAUUGGGAGUUUGACGGACCCGAGGAGCCAACAGAUAGACAGCUUGAGGCCUGGGGAAAGGAGGCAUUCGACUGGCUGCACAGAAACUAUGCGAACAAGGGAGCCUACACCUCAACGACCAACUCCCUUCUCGUAGCUACCCUUUACGUCAACAUGGGCUUUGCACGAGGUGCGCAAGCCUGGUGGGACGCUGUUUCACGUGUCGUGCUCUCGGCGGAUGGAAAGAAACAGACAAGAGAUGGACCCCGUGAGCUCCAUGCCGAAGAUGGAGUCUGGUAUGUCUUUGAGAGCUGGUUCGAGAAAGAGGCCCGCUCACAACACGUUCGUGGCGGACGUUACUAUGCCAAGUCACCAGCAAACUCUCCGGUCAAGAUGCUCGUCUAUGGCCGGAUUCCAGGCAAGGGACCCAACAAUUACGUGGGGAUUCAAGAGCCGUGCAGCAGAGGACCCAAGGAUCCGAACUGCCAGAAAUGCUGCAACAUAUUGAAUGUGGCUUGGGUAAAGCCGCACCCACAGUGGCUCGCUGGUCAAGGCGGUGGUGGCCUUCAGCUCCCAACGCCCCCGGCUGGCGGAGCGGGAGGAUCAGGCGCCGCCGGUGGAAGUGGAACGGGGGCCACUGGUCAGAGCGGUAGCGGGAGGCCCGGGCCUAGCACCGGAGGGGGUGCGACAGGUGGCAGGACUAGCCCUUCAAACACUACCGGUUCAGUACCUGUCAACAACGCUUCUACUAAAGCUCCGACCUCGAAGCCCGUGACAGCAACCGCGAAACCCACACCGACAACCGGACGACCGGCUUUGGCAGACAAGUCAACUUCUGGCCUCAACACCCAAGCUAGCAAACCAGGUCAAAAGGUCCCAGCUCCAGCUAAUACUACGGGACUCAAAACGUCGACCGCGUCGACAGCGGCCAAGACCACUGCUGCAACCAAGACUUCAGCCCCCGCCGCGACUAAAACAUCGGCCCCCGUUGCGACCAAGACUGCUACGGCGACCAAGACUUCUGUCCCUGUUACGACAGCGAAGAAGACCACGGUAUCUGGGAAGAAAUAGACGUGGGCUUUACCACAAUUUGACAAUGGAGGUUGAUGACCGAAGGAUAUUACUGGAGGAUUUUUGCCGUGACAGUGUGGGUGCAUAUCUGGAUUGUAUGUCCUCCAGGUGAGGUUGGUUUGAAUAGUUGGCUUUUACACGAAUGUAUUUUGCGUGGUUGCUUUGGAUCUGGCUUGGCGUUUGGCGGUAGGUAGACAUAUUGGUGCUGAGCAUCAAGAGCUAGGUAAUAUAUCUGAACUUAGAUAAGACCUAUGGAUAGUUGCAAGGUUCUAGUGAAACAGGGAGUCAAUGUAAAUCAUCGAGAUGACCAUUGGCUUGCAACAGCCAC
Messenger RNA from Podospora bellae-mahoneyi, 1612 nucleotides. RefSeq lists its product as uncharacterized. The coding region runs from base 136 to 1284 and encodes 382 amino acids. The record is from RefSeq and is a predicted model, not a curated record. Lineage: Eukaryota; Fungi; Ascomycota; Sordariomycetes; Sordariales; Podosporaceae. The transcript is spliced from 2 exons.